Molecule: messenger RNA, 2335 nt
Organism: Dryobates pubescens (Downy woodpecker)
Lineage: Eukaryota; Metazoa; Chordata; Aves; Piciformes; Picidae
Exons: 2
Coding region: 1-2103 (700 amino acids)
Source: RefSeq, a predicted model, not a curated record
AUGAAAUACUGCACAGACUGUCUGUCUCGAAGUUCAUCAAGCCAUAAUAACUUCAAGGGAAAUGAUAACAUCAGAAAUGUUGAGAAAUCUUGCAGUUGCCAUAGCAAGCCUGGAGAGUGGUUUCCAAAAGGCAGCAGUGCAGUUCUAACCCCUGAGGCAGUUCCUGUGGAGUCUAUAGAAAUCUGCGAGUGUUUAACAGACACAGAGGCUGACAGCCAGGAGGAGACCAGUGACCAGCUCCCCGUGUUUGCACCUUGUGAGAGCAGUGCUGAUGCUUUCAGAGAACACAAUGAUGCCAUAGCUAGGAUGUUCAGUGAUCUGCUGGCAGGUGACAAUGGUGUGCAAGACAAAGACCCAGACUUCACCAGAGGUGAGAAUAAAACCUUUGAGAAACUUGAGUCAGGAAAUGCAUCACAGCAAAGUCCAAAGGAAAGCACAGCCCAGCAUCAGCAGCCCUCUGGUAUUUCUCAUGCAGUCUCCCUUUUCACUGAAGCUUCUCAAGAGAACUACAGUUGUAGUACAGCCAGCAAGAAUUCAGAACAAUCAGAAGAAUCCUUUGAAUCUGGCUAUCGAAGCUCCAGCAUAAAUUCUGCUUCUCUGGAUGCAAGAAGUCUUCAAUGUACAGUUCACCAAAGCCUUUUUCCUUGCAGUUCAGGAAGUCAGCAUGAUUCCUGUGUUCUGGUCCAGGAAUCUCCAAAUAAACCAUCCUGUGGGACCAGAGAAGAUGGUGUAAGCAGUCUUGCACACAAGAGUUUUGAUACCCUUAUGUUUCCAUCCAUGGGGCUGUGUAGCUCUGCCUACAAGAGCUGUGACACCCUUAUAUCCCCAUCUGUGGAGCCCUGUGGUUCUGCAUACAGGAGCUUUGAUGUUCUUGUCUCUGCAUUCAAGGAACCAACUAGCUCUGCCUAUAAGAGCUUUGAUACUCUUCUGUCUCAGUCUGUGGCUAACAGCAGCCUGGCUCAGUGUUCUGAAAGUAUGUGCUCCUCACUGCCUUUGGCACAGAUUUCAGAGACACCAGAACUUAACUGCAGAGAUCCAAUUUACCAGCCCCCUAGCAGUGGGACAUGUCAUACCAGCUGCAGAGAGCUGGGUUUUCAAAACAGCUCUUCAGAGCAGACUGAUUUUCCAUCCAUCUUCACACCCGCAAAUGACAGUGCUGCAGCCUUCCUGACAGAGGAAGAAAUACACAAGCAAGUAACAUAUCAAAAUGUUCAAAAGAAAGCCACUAUAAUACCUUGCCCCGCUGGAACUCUACCAUCUGGUUAUCAACCUUUUGAUAAUGCAGUUAAAUGCAAUGGCACAUUCUGUGACCAUGCCAGGGAGGGUAACUCUGGGUCACCGUACAAGCCUUUCAUUCAUCUUUUGUAUAGCAACCUGAGACAAGCACCUCCAGAUACCAUUAGCUACACACCUGACCAGAGGACAGAUGACCCCACGUGUUUGGUUGUGCAGCAUUUUGACUGCAGCAUUGCCCCAUGUUUAGCCUCUAGUGAGGGUAUUAUACCGACCAGUGAUGGCAGCCUCUGGACCAUCAGCUCUGACAAGUUGCCUGCACGUCGCAAAGAUGAAAACACUGACAGAGAGGAAUGGCUUUUGUGUUUACUAGAGCAGAACUGUCAGGAUUUUAACAGCAGAGGAAGGACUACAAAGGGAACAAAGCCUAACAGCUUUAACUCUGCUGGACAAGGGGUGCAGGAGAGAAGCAGUAAUGGGCCAAAUGCUGACUUUCACUGCCACACAUACAAGCACUUGAGGGAACUUGGAAAGGCAGGGCAAAAUAGAGAAGUGAUGCAGCAUGCAGCAGGCAGGAAGCAUGGCUCAGUAGCUGCCCUACCAGAGGAGUCACUGGACAGCACUGGGUUGAACUUAGAAAGAAAAACUGCAGAGCCUUUAGAGCUCCUGGUCUCAGACGAGUCACCACCUCCUCCUUUUGUGGACAACUGUCCUGAUUCUCCCACCAUUCACAGUGAGGGCUCCCAACCGGCACCUGCAGUUAAAAAAAGACCAGUAGAACUAUUGAGGGAAAACAUACAGAAUGGGAAAGAGAUGGAAUCUGUACAAGGCCUUGCCCAGGAGGACAACUGCUACAUGAAGGUAGCCUAGCCAUACUUGCCAAGACUGAACCAAACCAGUGUUUGGAAGUAAACUGUCUGGCAAAUUGAAAUGUUGCUUGUUUUUCCAGUUGUGUAUGCAGCACAGGCUGCUGUGCUUCAGACACAGGUUCUGUGGGUUAAAGCCCUCAUGCCCGCUGUAGGGCUGGCAGCCACCCAUGGUGGGGACCCCUGGGGGACAGGAGGGCUUAGGACCUCCCCAUCCAGCUCUCUUGGGGCAAAGC